Saccoglossus kowalevskii is the source of this 1556-nucleotide messenger RNA. Its product is annotated as low-density lipoprotein receptor-related protein 2-like. Gene Ontology annotation, biological process: receptor-mediated endocytosis. The record is from RefSeq and is a predicted model, not a curated record. Gene Ontology annotation, cellular component: apical plasma membrane; signaling receptor complex; plasma membrane. Lineage: Eukaryota; Metazoa; Hemichordata; Enteropneusta; Harrimaniidae. Gene Ontology annotation, molecular function: protein binding; hormone binding; calcium ion binding.
UAUCGUUAGGGUAUAUUGCUUGUAUUUUAGCCAUCCCGUGGCGAUCAUGGUACCAGAGACAUCAUGCUUUCUGCUCGUCGCGACCCUGCUUGUGUUUCUGGGGCAGAUAUAUAGCAAUAUAGCUUGUCAGCAUGACGAGUUCAGUUGCAAUAAUGGGCAGUGUAUAGACACAACGUGGAUUUGUGAUGGCAUAGAAGACUGUCUGGAUGCAUCAGAUGAAGUUGGCUGUACUGCACAACAGUGUAUUGAUGAUGAAUUCAGAUGUCCAUCAGGGAGAUGUAUUUUAUCUGAAUGGGUUUGUGAUGGUGAUGAUGACUGUGGAGACAAUGCUGAUGAGAGUCAAAGUUGUCCUGAGCAUAUGUGUAAUGAUAGCCAGUUUAAGUGUGCAAAUGGCAACUGUAUUCCAAUACAAUGGAAGUGCGACCAUGAAAAUGACUGUAGUGAUUCAUCAGAUGAGUCCAACUGUGAAUACAGAGACUGUGAAAGCACUGACAUAACGUGCUUCGAUGGUACAUGUGUUCCGGCAUCCAGACGUUGUGAUGGAGUCUUUGACUGCCGAGAUGGCACAGAUGAAAACAAUUGUAACUCAGAAUGUGGUAUAUUAGAGUUUGAAUGUGCGGAUGGUUCUUGUAUCCCAAGACAACUGUAUUGUAACCAUCAAUCAGACUGCUUAGAUGAAUCAGAUGAGGCUGACUGCGUGUACCCAUCAUGCUCCAGUGCUGAGUUCACAUGUGAAAAUUCCAACUGUGUACCUCAGGAAUGGGUGUGCGAUGGAGCUGAUGACUGCCUUGAUUUAUCAGACGAAAAAAGAUGUGAGCAACGAUCAUGUCCACCUUUAAAGUGGGCCUGUCCAUUGUCAGGAACGUGUAUUGAAUUAUCGGAAGUCUGCAAUAAUCAGCCGACUGUCCGAAUAGUGAAGACGAGAGUGGACAAGGAAACUAUUGUAGUGAAAAUAAUUGCGGUAUUCUCGGUUGUGAAAAUGACUGCCAUGUGUCACCAACUGGUGGCAUAUGCUACUGUGAUGUUGGAUAUAUAUUAGACACAGAUAACAGAACGUGUGUAGAUUAUGACGAGUGUGGAGUAUGGGGUAGCUGUGAUCAGCUGUGUCACAAUGUUCCAAGUGCGUACAGGUGUUCAUGUUACGAGGGUUAUCAAAUUGAAAAUAAUAGCCAUUGUAAAGCAAUAGGUGGGGGAGCGGCCAAAAUUUUUUUUUCGUUAAGGAAUGCCAUAAUGAGUGUGGACAUUGAUGGCAGUAACAUUGAAACUGUUGUAGAGACCGAAAAUGCCAUAGGUGUUGACUUCCACUAUGCAAGUCAGAUACUUUUCUGGACUGAUGACACGCACAAUAAACUUUAUUCAUCAAACAUUGAUGGUACUGGAGUAGAAGUUGUUUUGGAUAUUGGACUACAUACACCAGAAAAUGUCGCAGUUGACUGGAUUGGAAAUAAACUUUAUGUUGUAGAAAGCUACAUUGGGCAGAUUGAUAUAUGCGAAAUGGACGGUAGCCUGAGGGCGCCCUUGCUUACUGAGGGUCUUAACCAACCACGAGGAAUCGG